Molecule: messenger RNA, 439 nt
Organism: Ailuropoda melanoleuca (giant panda)
Lineage: Eukaryota; Metazoa; Chordata; Mammalia; Carnivora; Ursidae
Product: WD repeat-containing protein 93-like
Exons: 3
Source: RefSeq, a predicted model, not a curated record
GCCUAUAAAGCCCCUGGAUGGGGCCAUCUGUGCAGUGGCCCCGGUCCACGCCUUACCCGGCAUGCUGCUGAUCUUCUACAGGAAUGGCUCCGUAGAGCUCAUGGAUGUGGCCAAGCCUCAGAUCAUCUGCGCCUUUGCUCUACCCAGAACCUACCAUCUGGCGGUCACCUGGAAGCCCUUGUUUGUCGUGUCCGUUCAACACCCAUGUUUCCUUCUCCGAGGAGACCAUCCAGACGAAAUUGAAUCCGACGACUCCAAGGACAUCCAGAAUUCUGUUUUCUUUUUUAACCUCGAGGCCUACCCACUCCUGCAAAACAUGUCCAGAAAUCACACCAUGCCUGAUACUGACAUCACAGAGAACACGGCCUUUGCCCAGGUGCUGCCCUUGGAGAAAAGAUGCGAGAGUUUCCUCCAGAAGAGGUAAAGUCCUGGGUCUGCU